Sarcophilus harrisii (Tasmanian devil) is the source of this 933-nucleotide messenger RNA. Its product is annotated as olfactory receptor 10AG1-like. The transcript has a single exon. Gene Ontology annotation, biological process: G protein-coupled receptor signaling pathway. The coding region runs from base 19 to 933 and encodes 304 amino acids. Gene Ontology annotation, molecular function: olfactory receptor activity; G protein-coupled receptor activity. NCBI's taxonomy places the organism in Eukaryota, Metazoa, Chordata, Mammalia, Dasyuromorphia, Dasyuridae. The record is from RefSeq and is a predicted model, not a curated record. Gene Ontology annotation, cellular component: membrane.
UUGAAAUGCCAGGAAUAAAUGGAAGGAAGAAAUCUCACUCUUGUGAUGGAAUUCAUUCUCCUGGGCUUUUCUGACCUUCCCAAGCUCCAAGGCUUUCUAUUUUGGAUUUUCUCUGUAAUCUAUAUGGUUAUCCUGAUAGGAAAUACCCUCAUCAUUGUUAUAACCCAAGUCGAUCCAACUCUUCAAACCCCCAUGUAUUUUUUCCUUGGAAAUUUUUCUUUCUUGGAGAUUUGCUACACAUCAGUCACUCUUCCCACAAUCCUGAUGAACCUUUGGACCCAAAACAGACGUAUUUCUUUUGCAGCUUGUGCUGCUCAGCUUUGUAUCUUCCUUAUUCUGGGCUGUUUUCUACUAGCUGUAAUGGCAUGUGAUCGUUAUGUAGCUAUCUGUAAACCUCUGUAUUAUCCUCUUAUCAUGAAUCAUAAGGUGUGUACCAGGCUUGUAGCUGGUGCAUGGAUAAGUGCAAUCCCAGUUGUGAUUGUACUGGCUUAUCAGAUUUUCUCCUUGCCUUUUUGUGGUUCUAACAAAGUCAAUCAUAUAUUUUGUGAUAUUCAUCCUCUGCUGAAGUUGGCCUGUGGGGACACUUCUCUGAAUGAGCUAUCUGUCUAUAUUGAUGGUGUUCUUUUUGGCAUGGCUCCCUUUGUCCUGAUUUUGGUAUCCUACACCAAAAUCAUCAAUGCCAUUCUAAAGCUGCCAUCAGCCACAGGGAGAUACAAAGCUUUUUCUACUUGUUCUUCCCACCUCAUAGUUGUUGGCUUAUUCUUUGGUUCUGCUCUCAUUAUGUAUGUGAGACCUAAGUCUAGCCAUUCAGCUGGAAUAGACAGAAUCCUCUCAAUUUUCUAUACAAUUGUAACCCCAAUGUUUAACCCUAUGAUAUACAGCCUGAGGAACAAAGAUGUUAUUUGUGCUCUGAAAAAAUUACUAAUUAAGUGA